Pyricularia pennisetigena is the source of this 1437-nucleotide messenger RNA. RefSeq lists its product as uncharacterized. The coding region runs from base 1 to 1437 and encodes 478 amino acids. The transcript is spliced from 3 exons. Lineage: Eukaryota; Fungi; Ascomycota; Sordariomycetes; Magnaporthales; Pyriculariaceae. The record is from RefSeq and is a predicted model, not a curated record.
AUGCAGGUUGGCAGCAAAUUCAAGUCCCUCCCCCGCCAGGCGUUCUGUCACUUCUGUGGUGAACAGAAGCCCAACCUCCCCAUUUGUAACCGGUGCGAGAUGGUUCACUACUGUUCUCGAACACAUCAAAUUGCAGACCACCCUUACCACAAGGCAAACUGCCGGUAUAUCGCCCAGUGCAUUGAGAAAGUGUCCCACGAAGCCGAGCAGCUGCGAAAUGUUGACUGGGGUGCCGAUCCGUACGGCAAGUUCUUCAUUAUCCCAGAGACUCGAGCUUACAUGUUUGCCCAGAUGCGUCUCGCCACAGCGAUGUGCCUUUUCGACACUCCAGACGCGGUCAACGCACAAGUUGAGCUCCUGCUGAAAAUGUCUUGGCUGGGAAGGCGGGACGACGGCCUAUAUUUGAGAACGAUCAUCCCAGGCUUGAUGUUGCGGCUCGGCAAGGAUCAGGAGUGCUACGACUUUGUGAAGUGGUGGGGGACGACACCCGUCAACAGUCCUUGCUUUGACGAUAUUUAUCUGCCAUACCUGGAUCUGAAAGGCUCAAAUGCCUUCGAGAACUAUGGGUGGAUAUUCUCUAGCAGCUCACUGGAGCUUCCUAUGGUUGUCGCUCUUCUUUUGCUCAAGAUCAGGUUAUACCUCGAUAUCAAGCUUAUACAGAGAGCUUUCCCUCCUUAUGCGGGUACUACUGGAUCCCCUAGCCAAGCCAAUCAAAGCCAGCAUGCGUCUGAUAAGCCCAUUGAGGCAGUGGCAACUCAAGACAAUACUCAGGAAACGCCGGUCGUCCAGAAAGCUGUUGAAAAUGAAUCUGCCGUUGCCCAAACUGGCGACGAAUCCACAACUCCACAGCCCCCAAACCGUCAAACAGACGCGCAGCAACUCGAUGACAUGCUUUUCAGCGAAGACGCCGCUAGAAAUACCAAGGACACCGAAAAGAUCACCGCUAAUACGGCCCCUCGGACGAAAAAAUACACCGAUUUCACUGAAAGUGUCAAGCGUGACGAAACCAGUGGGACCAAGUCACAAUCUUUGAAGCCGGUUUCCAAUGCUGCCCGAAUAGUUCCCUGCCUUCGCAGCAACAUUGUCAUCGACCACCUCGAGGUUAUCAAGGACUCUAAUCAUACGGGUAUGAUAGCUGAGUUGGAAACACAAAUAUCAGAGCUGUACAAGAUAGUUCACCAGCUGAACGCGAGGUUCUGGGGAGAUGUGAGCACCUUCGUCUCGAUGUGCCGACACAGUACCAGGGACCGAGCUGACAUGUGCCCUACUCCACAGCUUUUGAACCCAAGCAAAGCACUGGCCGCGACUACAGACUUCAUUGACCCGGGUGGGAUGGCAGAGUCGUAUAGUGCAGUCAAGUUCUCAAGGAGCUCAUGGUACGAGACUCCAGGGGCAAUCGAGAUGAUAUGUCUGUUUUCCAAGGCAGAAACGAGUUAA